Messenger RNA from Manduca sexta (tobacco hornworm), 5393 nucleotides. It is a transcript of the gene dx, whose product is annotated as protein deltex. The coding region runs from base 368 to 2032 and encodes 554 amino acids. Lineage: Eukaryota; Metazoa; Arthropoda; Insecta; Lepidoptera; Sphingidae. The record is from RefSeq and is a predicted model, not a curated record. Gene Ontology annotation, molecular function: zinc ion binding; ubiquitin protein ligase activity. Gene Ontology annotation, cellular component: nucleoplasm. Gene Ontology annotation, biological process: Notch signaling pathway; protein ubiquitination. The transcript has 10 exons.
UAAGACACUUGGCAACACUGCCUAACAUUGCGUUACUUCACUUGUCACAUAGCAAUUUAUCUCAAUUUACAUUUCACGUUAUUAGUUUUGAAUAAUUGUUUGCUAAUUAAUUCAUUGCUAGAACCAGUGUUUUAAAAUAAGUUAAGUAACUCCCACGAUAUAUAUUAUCACAAACCGUUUUUCGAGUCUGAAAUGAAGUUUUGAGUGGAUUUGUUUUAAAAAACAAGCGUUAUGAGUUUGGCUUCCAGUAGCUGGAAUAGAACGCUUUUUGAUAAAGAUGUGAUAUAGUGAUAGUAAAUUAGACAAUACUCGUGCUAAAUCAUAGCUAUGGAAUACCUUAUGACCGGAGUUGAAAAAUGAGUUGAAGAUGUCGUCAGUGCACUGCGUAGUGGUGUGGGAGUGGCAGAUGAACGGGCAAUGGCUGCCGCACACGCCGGGCGUCACGCGCACGCUCGAGCGCGCGCACGCCAAAAAGCUGACGCGCGUCGUGCUAGCCGACGCCGACCCCGCGCUCAAGGGACACUACGUCAACUUGCGCACUUUGACGCAGGGUGUCGACACCUCGGCGGGUUGUCUGGAGGGCGGAUCGGUGGAGUGUCGCGUGCGGCGCGCGUGCUACAGCGUGCAGUCGCCGGCGGGGCGCGGUGUGCGCUGGGAGUGGGCGCGGUUCGUGGCGCCGCCGCUCGGCGGGGAACUCGCCUACGAGCCGCUGCCGAUGGAGGCGCAGUGCUUGCUCGAGGAGGCGUGGCGCGCCGGUGGGGAGGCCGUGGUGUGGGGCCAGUGGGCGGUGUCGCCGACGCGCAUGACGGCGCGGGCGCUGCGUGGCGCGGCGGUGCGGCUGCUGCGGCGCGCGCCACACCCGCCGUACCCGCUGACGCGGCCGGCACGCACUGAGCCGCCGCCGCCACCACCACCACCCAGGGCGCCAGACCGACUGCCGCUAGAAGGUCGCAGGCCGCGGAUACCGCAGCAGCACACAGGCUCGUCGGUGCAGUCGGUGCAGUCAGCGCAGUCGGCGCAGUCACUGCCUGCGGCAGGCGCGCUGCAGACGGCUCGCCGCGGCGCCCGCAGUGCCUCGCCGCGGGAGCGCAAACCCGGCCUCGCGAGGCAGAUACUGCACAACCUCAAUAUAUUCAGUAACAACAACAGGCAGACGUCGCACCAUCAGGAGCGCUUGGAGAGCAAACAUAAGGCGGAACCAGUGUUGGGUGCUGGCGCGAGCGGCUGCGGUGACAAUGGUGAUACAGGCGAGGCGGUGGACGCGGGCGAGGCCGGCGGCAGCGACGAGUGCACCAGCACGCGCUCCGGCCGCCGCCACUCCGUCGACACCGUCUCCACGUACCUCAGCCACGAGAGCAAAGAGAGUCUGCAGCAAGCAGCAGUGGGUGAGCUGCUGAACUGCAGCACGGGCAGCGAUGACGUGUUCGACACGUCUUCCCCGCCCUCGCCGCCGUCGCCGCCGUCGCCCCUCCCGCCCAUCAGCCAUGACAUACUCUCCACAGACGGAUGCAUCGUAGUAUCAGACGGCGAGGGUACAUGGGCCGGCUCGUGCGCAGUGUGCGCGCGGUGUGCGGGCGGUGCGGGGGGCGCGGGCGCGGAGGUGCAGUGGGCGGGUCCGCAGCCGGCCGGCAGCAUGGCGUGGAGCGUGCAGCCCGCCGCACUGCCGCAGCACGCGCCGCACACCGCCUCCAUACUCGUCACCUACAAUUUCCAGUCAGGCCGGCAAGGUCCUAUGCACCCGAUGCCGGGAGCUCCAUACUACGCGGUGGGAUUCCCGCGAUACACGCUUUUACCGGACACUGCACUGGGACGACAGGUGCUGGAGGCGCUGCGCGUGGCGUGGGAGCGGCGCGUGCUGUUCACGGUGAGCGCGUCGCAGACGACGGGGCGCGAGCACGUGGUGAGCUGGCGCGCGCCGCCGCCCGCGCCGCCCGCGCACCCCGCGCACUACGCGCCGCCCGCGCACCCGCGCCGCCUGCUCGCGCGCACGCUGCACGCGCUGCACCAGCUGCAGGCGCACGCGCACCACUGACCCGACGUGCCGACACGACGCGGCAACCUUCACUAAACAAAACUGCAAAAGUGACAUCCCCAAAAAACAGAAGUUUUAUUUUUCGGGUCAGCUUAUACGUUUACUCGUUGAAAAAUUCACAUCAUAGGUAUUUUUUUUACAUCAUUACAUCGUAAUACACUGGACGUAAAUUAUAAACGUGACUACGAGAAAGAAAAAAACAAACCAUAGUAUAAAACUCAUUUUAUUCAAAAUUAAUAGAAAAUUCGUGCAUUUUUAUACAUUUUUGAAAAAUAUUUUAUUAUUUGCAGCCCCUGUAUAUGAAUUAUGAAUAUUUGUAAUGUAAUACGAAUCCCUGGGCAACUAAAACUAUAAUGCAAAAAAAAAUGUAUACAUAUUUUUAUAUUGACAUUCAUAAGAUGCCAUAUUAUUUUAUACAUUAUUGAAAAUGUGUGAGAAAAUUAUAGAAAAAAUUAAAUUAUUUUCCAAAAAGGUGUACUUUAUAUAGCCUCAUAAAUAAAUAUUAUAUUGUUACAACUAAAAGACAAAUUUACGCAUUUUUUUUAAUGUAAGAUUUUUUAUCAAAAAUUUAUCAUAAGAUGUACAAAGGAAAUAAUAUGACAAUAUUUAAAAAUAUAAUUUCUAGUGUAAUGUAGGACUCGCAGGAUCUGCAUUUAUUUAUGAGUUGUAAAUGUGACGCAGCUUUAGAACCUGUUAUUAAAUGGGCAAUAUUUAAAUAUUAAAAUCGAAAUUACUAGAAUAUAAAAAUAAGACUAUUAUAAAAAAUCAUCCAUUGCAUAAAUAAAUUAAGUCAUUGAUAUUUUUAUAUAACCAGUUUUCUAUUUGAAUUUAAUCAAGGUGUUCGAAAGAAGGAAGUUUUUUUUUUAUCAGUUUCUCAUUUAAUGAUUUUUUUAUACACGAAGAGUUUUUAAUUACAAAAAAAAAUAUGUAAAAAAGAUAAGCUAUAAAUGUGCAGUUAGAUUUUUUUAUCAAUGAAUGAAUCCCUCCUAGCCGAAUUUUCCCCUUCGGCCAAUCUCAAACAUCAGGCAGGCACGCACGAGAUAUUAUAAUGCAUGGCUUCACUCUUUGUUUCUUUACUCUCGCAGUCCGGAAAUGGCAAUUUAUUUUUGUUUAUGUAUGUGUAAAUGGCCAAACUAUGACAAGUUAAAAUUUUCUCAGAUCCAUCACAGACUUAUGGACAUAACAUAUAGUAAGUAACAAAUGCUAUGUAGAUCACAGGUCAGAUUGAAGUUCAUAAAUGUAUACUAAAUGUCUGUUAGAAACGAUUAUGAAAUACUAUAAGACAGUAACAACUAUCAAGUUGUAUGAAUUGAUUAAAAUCGCGAAAAAAUCUAGAAUUGUGAAUGAAUAUAGCUUUUGGCCACAAAAUACGUUUUUUAGGAUUUUUUUUGUCAUUUGUCGAGUAUGUGUUCCGUAACAGUAGAAAAUAAUGCAAUUUUUUUGGUAAUUUAAAGCUAGUGGUGUAUAGAAUAACAUUCUCGAAUACAUUAUGAUCUAUAUGAAAACGUAUUUACUUUGUAACUGUUUUAUAUUUAUUAUAUAGGUACAAGUUCGCAAAAAUAAUUAUUAUGAAAUGCAAAAAACAAUUGUCAAAUGUCUUCCAUUUAUGUAAAGUGCAGCUUUAUUUUGAAUUUUGUAGAAAAGUAUAGUUAAUAUUAAGUAUAUUACGAGCCAAUCGGGUGAAUAAGGGAAACAAGUGCAAAUACUGAAAACAAUCAUUAAGUUGAAGUAGCUAAAAUAAAAGCAUUUUAUUCAAGCCAUCAUUGUAUUUCUCGGCAAUAAUUAAACUUUAAAUAACAGCUCAAUUAAUCUAUCUGAUUCAUUUGCAAGUUUUCUAUUUUACACCCCCUUAUUAGAAUUUAACCCAAUUGACCGUACAUUCAAAAUUAUACUCUAUUAAUGAAUAAGAGACUGAUUUUUAUAUAUUUUUUUGCUGUGAAAAUCAGUUUUGCUCGUUUAAUAAUCUUUACCCCAAAGGUAAAAUAAAUUUGUUAUUAGGAAUAUUUUAAUUCAUGACGCCAUCCGCCUGCAAGUAUGUGCAGGGCUUGGAAUUUUUUUGGCAGAAGAGAGGCAAAGGAGAAAGCUUUAUGGUUCAUCAAUAAUCAUCACUGCCCGAGUACUGUCAAAAAACGAUAACACCGAUUGAUGGCCUGCCAGCUCGAAAUUUCAGUUGUUGGUGAGUUAGUUUCGUGGCCGAUGCGUAGGCCUAUGUAUUCUUGCCAGUAAGUGCCUUAUAGUACGCGGAAAUAUGGGUAUAAUUGUAUUUACAUUAGUGUUACGUUAUUUUUAAUAUAUUGAAUAUUUACAUCGAAAGUGGAAGGACAUGUGUUAGGCAACAUGACGCGCAACAUGUGUUGUUCAAUGACCGGCGGACGUAGUAUGUCGCUGUAAAAUUCUAAAGCGCUACGCAACAUAAUAAGCUGAUCAACAUGUUGCGCGUCAUGAGGGAUAUAGAUAAUUUUUAUAAAAAACCAUAAUUGUAUUAAAUACUAUACGAAUGUCUCUAUAACUUAUAAAAACAUGGUUGUAAGUACGUUGUUAGAAGGCACGAUGAAUAGAAUGUCACUUCAGUUUGUAUGAUGUUUGCCAUCUGUUAGUGCAAAUAUUGAUUAAAGUAAUUUAAAUGUCAGGAAAUAUCCCUUUUAUUGUUUAACACAUGAUUUUAGGUAUUUAAACUUAUAAGAGGAAGUAUAAAAAGUGUAUUUGAUAUGUAUUUUGUAAAUAAGCAGCAAUAUAAGUCUUCCCAUGUCAACGAAUCUUCCAAUAAGCUUUAAGGUCUGUUCACACACAACCGUGAAGGGUCCGUGAUGUCGGAGUUUGAGUUGAUAGGUUCAAAAACUACACAUAUGUACUCGAAUUUAAAAUAAUAAUUGUUCAUACAGAUAAAUAGCCCUUAUGACAAGAACAAGAGGAAAAAAUAUACAUUUGAAUUUAUUUCCUCAAAUAUUCACCUAAAUUAACAUUUAAGUAUCUCUAUUACAGGAUUACUUCAAUUUAUUUAAAAUUAUUUUUUUUUUUCAUGUUUUAUAAGAAUGUGUUUUAUACGUUCGUCCUGGGGUGUUUUGAUAUAAUGUGUUGCAAGUUAUUGCGCCGUCUCUCUGCGGGCCGAUGCGGCUGUGUGUGCUUCGACUAUUAUUUAUACUUUGUAAAAAUCUCGACGGAUUUAUUGAAUAAUCGAUAACGAUUGGUUAUUUUUUGUUUUAUGAUGUUUAAAAAAAUAUAUUUUUGUAACUGUGUAGGGAAGAAACUUUUUAGUGUUGUAUUUAGAAAUAAAUCUAUCGAUGAUUUUACUAAAGAGUAGAGUACUAGAGAAAUGUAUUUUAAUAAAUUGUUAAGACAAUAAAGUAUUAUUAUAUACUUA